AACGAAAACGUGCAUUUCAGUUUUCCGCUUUGUGCAAGUGAUCAAUUUGUAUGAAUAGAUACGUAUUUCUGUGAUAAGAUUAUUUAUCAAAAUAGGCUAUGUUGGCUUAGAUUUUUUCUCUAACUUCUAUUGUGCAUUACUAGAUUACUCAUUUUCGUAUUUUAAUGGUACGUAAGGAAUACUAGUAGAUUGUUUCCGCUGAACAUCGCUUAGUUAUUUGGACGCUGUCAUCUCAAAAGAUUUCACACGAGUAAAAUGUAUUCAUCAAACGCAUCACGUAUGCAGGUGGCUGUUGGAUUAUUCAUUGUCAUAAUCGUGCUCUUUUUAUUGAUUCCGAACAGAAUCACUAAAUGUGAGAACAAAAAAAAUUAUAUAAAAGAAACACCAAAAGUAAGGGAAAUACCAAAAGUUAACACAGAAACCACUGAAAGAAACAAAAUAAAAGUGACACAGACCAAAGAAAACAAAUAUCCACAUCUCCCGUAUAAUGUUCAGAAGGACCCCAACUUUGACUACAAGAAAGAAACCGAAAAGUUGAAUAAAGAAAAGGUGAAACCGGACGACCCGCGUUUAGUGAAUUUGAUAAGGAAUUAUUAUAUAGAGCCACCCUCCGACAAGCCUUACAAACUCGCAGAGCCGAACAAAUGGGAUUCUUCCUAUGGUCAAGCUAUGUUUGUUGACGGAACGUUACAAAAUAUGGAAGGUGGAUUCUUUGUUGAUAGUGGGGCACAUGACGGGGAAAUACAAUCAAACACGUUGUUCUUUGAGAGACGCAGAGGUUGGACAGGUAUUCUUAUCGAGCCCCAGCCAAAAAUCUACGAGCAAUUAAAAAGCAAAAAUAGAAAAUCAUUCACAUUAAAUGCAUGUGUUAGCGUAGUUCCAUAUCCAUCUACGGUUAAAUUUCUACCGACAUCAUUCUACGGAAAGAUGGUGGAAAAUAAAACUAGUGAAGAUGAAUGGACAAAGAAAGGAUUCAAAGAAAUAACCGUACAAUGUUUCCCUUUGUAUUCAAUAUUACUUGCUAUGAACCAAUUGACUGUUGACUAUUUUAGUUUAGAUGUUGAAGGAGCCGAGGAGGGAAUACUCAACAAUAUACCUUUUGAAAAGAUCAAAAUAAGAACUAUCUCUAUAGAGUAUGAUAAAUUCGAAGGAGGCCAUGUACGACUUAGAAAAGUAAUGGAAAGUAAGGGUUUUUCGUUUUUAGUAAAAAUGGAUUCAAUAGCAGCUCUUGACAGCAUUUUCAUUAAAUAGAAUAUUCUAAAUAAAUUAUGCUUAGUAACCAUAAGUUUACUGUUGGCACAUAUACGAUGAUAAUGUUUACUUUGUGUUGUAAAGUUGUACAAAUUGAGAUUUGCGUGUUUGCAUAAGUGUGUUUAAGUGUGGUUUUUGUUUUUAUUUUUUUGUUG
Molecule: messenger RNA, 1406 nt
Organism: Ruditapes philippinarum (Manila clam)
Lineage: Eukaryota; Metazoa; Mollusca; Bivalvia; Venerida; Veneridae
Exons: 4
Coding region: 256-1251 (331 amino acids)
Source: RefSeq, a predicted model, not a curated record